AUGUCGACAGUACCCCCGACUCUGAUCAAUCUACCUCCUGCAGACCCCAUGACGCCCUCAGAUGCUCCUGGCACUCCUAACUCCACCACAACCUCCAUGUCGGAGCUCUCAACCGUCGCUAUCAAAGACGGCCACAGAGGCCACCUGCCUCACUCACACAACUCGCAAGCCCCUACAUCUGGUACCUUGGACGCCGAGCGCGCCGAUCGCAUCUCACGUCUUGCUGGUCUUGAGCGUGUGACGACCGCUCGCAACCCGACCCCCAUCUCUAAUCUAACCCCUGGCGCCGCUGCUCCUCACUUGGGCGCUGCAAGCGGCUACUUCGACUCCCAAGGAAAUCCUAUCCUGGGUCGUGAGCGCAGCACUGUUGGCUCAGCUUCGGCAACUGGUAGCGUCGGAGGCCGCACAACUUGGGCUAGCGGGAGCGAUGUCUUUGACCACGACAAAAUGAGCGAAAGUCAAGAUAUGGACAUGGAGACCUCCAGCGUUGGUGCUGCUUCCGAAACAAACAGUCUGGUCGGCUUUGGAGAGGGUGCUCGCACUCCCGCCCGUCACAGUGCCAUUGGAAGUCCCAGUGUAGCAAAAAACACUCCUACCGCCUCAGGUCUAUCACAACCCUUACACAGAGAUGCUAGCCUGACCCCCGUCAGUUCUCAAGCUCAGCAGGAACAGCAAGACGUUCACAUGGUCGACCGCAGAAGUCUUGACACUGGAGCCGAGACUGCUGAACGCAUCCUUCGCGAACGUCUUGGUCCGGAGGGUGGUCAGGGAGGUCUUGAAACACCCGAUGCUUCUCGUGGACCGGGUGGUGACCUAGGAAAGUUCUAUUUUGAAUCUGGUAAAUGA
Messenger RNA from Aureobasidium melanogenum CBS 110374, 846 nucleotides. RefSeq lists its product as uncharacterized. NCBI's taxonomy places the organism in Eukaryota, Fungi, Ascomycota, Dothideomycetes, Dothideales, Saccotheciaceae. Bases 1 to 846 code for a protein of 281 amino acids. The transcript is spliced from 2 exons. The record is from RefSeq and is a predicted model, not a curated record.